Molecule: messenger RNA, 2468 nt
Organism: Cygnus atratus (black swan)
Lineage: Eukaryota; Metazoa; Chordata; Aves; Anseriformes; Anatidae
Gene: CPT1B
Product: carnitine palmitoyltransferase 1B
Exons: 19
Coding region: 93-2411 (772 amino acids)
Biological process (GO): carnitine metabolic process; fatty acid metabolic process
Cellular component (GO): mitochondrion
Molecular function (GO): carnitine O-palmitoyltransferase activity
Source: RefSeq, a predicted model, not a curated record
CCCCGGGGCGCAGCGGGCGCACGGAGCCGCCGUCCCGGGGCUCUGCCCCUCGCCGUUCGCACCCCCCGAGCAGGUGCCAGCAGCCCCCCAAGAUGGCAGAAGCCCACCAGGCCGUGGCCUUCCAGUUCACCGUCACCCCCGAGGGCUUAGAUUUCCACCUCAGCCGCGAGGCCGUCAAGCAGCUCUACCUUGCCGGCAUCUCCUCCUGGAAGAAGCGCUUCGUCCGCGCAAAGAACAGCUUCCUGACCGGCGUCUACCCCGCAUCCCCCUCCAGCUGGAUGGUGGUGGUGAUGGCCACCGCCGGCUCCUUCUACUGCCAGGUGGACCCCUCCAUGGGGCUGAUCGCCCGCAUCCGCUGCUUCCUGCCUGAGAGCCAACUCCUGAGCUACGAGAGCCGGACGGUCGUGAGCGCCGUCCUCUUCUCCACCGGCGUCUGGCUCUCGGCUGUGCUGCUCUUCCGGCAGACGAUGAGGCUGCUCCUCUCCUACCACGGGUGGAUGUUUGAGCCCCACGGCAAGAUGAGCCGCAGCACCAAGAUCUGGGUGGCGCUGAUGAAGGUGCUCUCAGGCCGCAAGCCCCUGCUCUACAGCUUCCAGACCUCGCUGCCCAAGCUGCCCGUGCCCCCUGUGGAGGCCACCAUCCGCAGGUACCUGGAGUCCGUGCGCCCGCUGAUGGACGACGAGAAGUACAGCAAGAUGGAGGCUCUGGCCAAGGAGUUCAAGGAGAAGACGGCCCCUCGGCUGCAGAAGUACCUGAUCCUCAAGUCCUGGUGGACCACCAACUACGUGAGCGACUGGUGGGAGCAGUACAUCUACCUGCGCGGCCGCAGCCCGCUCAUGGUCAACAGCAACUACUACGCCAUGGACUUCCUCUACGUGACGCCCAGCCACAUACAGGCUGCCCGGGCGGGCAACGUGGUGCAUGCCAUCCUGCUGUACCGCCGCAAGCUGGACCGCGGGGAGAUCCCGCCCAUGAUGGCUCUGGGCAUCGUGCCCAUGUGCUCCUACCAGUCAGAACGGAUGUUCAACACCACCCGCAUCCCCGGCAAGGAGACGGACACGCUGCUGCACUUGCUGGACAGCAAGCACUUGGCCGUCUACCACAAGGGCCGCUUCUACAAGGUGUGGCUGUACUACGGGGGGCAGCUGCUGAAGCCGCGGGACCUGGAGCUGCAGUUCCAGCGCAUCCUGGACGACCCCUCGCCCCCCCAGCCCGGCGAGGAGCGGCUGGCGGCCCUCACCGCCGGGGACAGGGUGCCCUGGGCAGAGGCACGGGCCCGAUUCUUCAGCCAGGGCAAGAACAAGGUGUCGCUGGACGCCAUCGAGCGGGCAGCCUUCUUCCUGACGCUGGACGAGGAGGCGCACGGCUACAGCGCAGACAGGGAGGACUGCAUGGACACCUACGCCAAGUCCCUGCUGCACGGGCAGUGCUACGACCGGUGGUUUGACAAAUCCUUCACCCUGGUCGUCUACAAGAACGGCAAGCUGGGCGCCAACGCCGAGCACUCGUGGGCCGACGCACCCAUCAUCGGGCACCUCUGGGAGUUCAUGCUGGCGACGGACAAAUUCCAGCUGGGCUACACCGAGGGGGGGCACUGCGUGGGGGACCCCGACACGCGGCUGGCACCACCCCAGCGCCUGCAGUGGGACAUCCCCCAGGAGUGCCAGGCCACCAUCGAGAGCUCGUACCGCGUGGCCAAGGCGCUGGCCGACGACGUGGACUUCUGCUGCUUCCAGUUCUCCGACUUCGGGAAGGGGCUGAUCAAGAAGUGCCGGACCAGCCCCGACGCCUUCAUCCAGAUCUCCCUGCAGCUCGCCCACUUCCGCGACAAGGGCUGCUUCUGCCUCACCUACGAGGCCUCCAUGACGCGGCUGUUCCGCGAGGGCCGGACGGAGACGGUGCGCUCCUGCACCUCCGAGUCGACUGCCUUCGUGCGGAGCAUGGGGGACGCCAGGCAGACCCGGGCCGAGCGCCAGCGGCUCUUCAAGCUGGCAGCGGAGAAGCACCAGCACAUGUACCGCAUGGCCAUGACCGGGGCCGGCAUCGACCGGCACCUCUUCUGCCUCUACGUGGUGUCCCGCUACCUGGGGGUGCAGUCCCCCUUCCUGGCACAGGUGCUGUCGGAGCCCUGGCGCCUCUCCACCAGCCAGACGCCGCAGCAGCAGCUGAAGAUGUUCGACCUGGACAAGUACCCGGACCACGUCUCCACCGGCGGCGGCUUCGGCCCGGUCGCUGACGAUGGCUACGGCGUCUCCUACAUCAUCGCCGGCGAGAACCUCAUCACCUUCCACGUCUCCAGCAAGUACUCCAGCCCCGAGACGGACUCGAAGCGUUUCGGGAGGAACAUCCGCCAGGCCAUGCUGGACAUCGCCGAGCUCUUCGACAUGCCAGCCAAGAAGGCGGGGAAGUGAGGAGGCACGGGUGGCCCCGGGUCCCCGCGGGGUCCCAGGGGACAUGGAGGAGCCGGG